Cryptomeria japonica (Japanese cedar) is the source of this 755-nucleotide messenger RNA. Its product is annotated as pathogenesis-related thaumatin-like protein 3.7. Lineage: Eukaryota; Viridiplantae; Streptophyta; Pinopsida; Cupressales; Cupressaceae. Gene Ontology annotation, cellular component: extracellular region. The record is from RefSeq and is a predicted model, not a curated record. Gene Ontology annotation, biological process: defense response. The transcript has 2 exons. The coding region runs from base 21 to 713 and encodes 230 amino acids.
CGUUCAAUUCAGACGGUACAAUGGCCAUGGUAUCAGAUCUUGCGCUUGUUCUUGUGGCUGGACUUGCCAUAUCUUUACAUAUGCAACAGGCGGGGGCAGUUAAGUUUGAUAUACAAAACCAGUGCGGGUACAAAGUUUGGGCGGCAGGACUACCAGGAGGAGGGCAGCAGCUUGACCAAGGUCAGACAUGGACCGUCGAUGUGCCGGCAGGGACAAAGGCGGCAAGAUUCUGGGGCCGAACUGGCUGUUCUUUCGAUGCGAGCGGCCGAGGAACCUGUCAAACUGGUGACUGCAACGGCCAACUGAGCUGCCAAGUCUCGGGGAGCGUUCCGACCACGCUGGUCGAGUACACCCUAAAUGGAGAUGGCAACCAGGACUUUUACGAUGUCUCCCUGGUUGACGGCUUCAACGUUCCUCUCUCCAUCAAUCCUACAAAUGGACAGUGCACUGCCCCUGCAUGCAAAGCCGACGUGAAUGCUGCUUGCCCUGCUGAAUUGAAGGUGAAUGGUGGAUGCAAUAGUGCCUGUACUGUCUUUCAAACUGACCAGUAUUGCUGCAGAGGUUCCUAUGUCGAGAACUGCCCCGCCACAAACUACUCGAUGAUGUUCAAGAACCAGUGCCCACAGGCAUACAGUUAUGCUAAGGACGAUUCUUCCAGCACUUUCACCUGCCCCUCUGGUACCACCGACUAUAGUAUUGUAUUCUGUCCCUAGAUAUAUAUAGGAUCAUCAUAGUCAUUAUAACCUCCAAAUAAU